AUGGCCACUUUUUACAGCAAUAACACACGUCGCAAAGAUGAACCAGAGGAUCUCCGUCACCUUCGUCAAGCACAUGGAGGCUCCCUGUCAACACUCAAAGAACUUUUCGCAGACUGGUCAGAGGAAGACCUUUUGUACGCCAUCCAAGAUGCCGGCGGUGAUUUGGAAUCUACCAUUCUCAGGAUCAGUGAUGGACAUGCCACUCAGUGGGGCGAGGUGAAGGGAAAGAAGAAAACCCCCAAGCCAAAGACUACCUCUGAGAAGCAAGACUUCCGUUCCUCCAACAACCAGCGCGGUGGAUUCGCAGGACGCGGCCGUGGUGAUUCACUCCGUGGCGGACGUGGUGGCGCAACAAGAGGCGCGCCUCGCGCAUUGAACGGUGGCGAUAGGAACGGACGCCCUGCCAAGACAGAGUCUGAUGUCAACAACACUACCACCACUUCAGAGUCAUCCUGGAACACCGACAAUGUCGAAGCAGAGAAAAAUGACCAGACUGACGCAACCGCCGCAGCCGCAGCCGACUCUUGGAAUGCUACGCCAACAACGGAUACUACGCCUGCAACAACUAAUGAUACUACUCUCGCCUCCAACGGAUCGAAAGAUACACCUGCCACCGCCGCCGUCGCCACAUCCACCACAACCGCAGCUGAUGACUCAUGGGGUGCAUCCCCUAUUGUUGCGGCUGCUGUUUCUGCUACCCCCGCUCCUCGCAAAGUGAACACUGCCACCAUUCCUGCCGGAAGCAAGAUGUCAUGGGCAAAGAUUGUCAAGCCUAACCCUGCACCCACACCUGCACCCGCACCCGCACCUGCACCUGUCGCUGCACCCGCACCUACACCCGCUCCCGCACCUGUUGCUACCCCUAUACCCACUCCCGAAGUCGUUGCUCCCAAGGUUGAGGAGCCCGUUGUCGAGGAAGUUCCUGAAGUCGCCGCUGCUGUUGUUGAGGAAGAGAAGGCUCCCGAGCCUGCUACUCCCGAGCCCGAGGUUGUCGUGCCCGUUAUUGAGGAGAAGAAGGUCGAGGAGAAGGUCGAGGAGGUUGUCGCCGCUACCCCCGAGCCUGAGGUCGUUGCCGCCCCUGAGCCCGUUCAGGCUGCCCCUGCCUCGCCCAAGGCUGCUGCCCCUGUCGGACCCCCCGGAUUGAAGGCCAAGGCCGCUCCCCAACCCCGCCGUUUGAACCAGGAUGCCCCCGUUGUCAUGCCCAGCGGAUCUUCGGCAUUGCAGAGCGUUGCUGUGAAGUUUGGCAGCUUCUCAUUGAACGACGAAUCCGAUUCUAUUGAGCCUGAGGCUGCCCCUGUUGAGCCCGCUCAGCCUGUUCAAGCCGCUCAGCCCGAGCCCGUUGCUGUCCCCGCUCAGAAUGCCGCCCCUGCUCAGCCCCAGGCCCAGCAGCAGCAGCCUGCCUAUGGCCGUCAGCCCAGCGUUCCUUCAGGAGCCUCUGGAUACCAGGCUGCUGCUGCUUCCCCUGCCACUGCUGCCAGCGGUCUCUCCCCUGCUGCUACCAACGCCUCGUACGUGAAGCAGGAUCCCGCUGCCAACUACCUCGGCCAGCAUCACCACCACCCCGGCAUGGGACACGACGCCAUGGGAUCUCCCUAUGGCUCGUACAUUCCUGGCGUUAACCAGUUGGGCUCUUUCGGCAUGGGCCCCAUGGCUUCGCUUCCCAACGAUUACGCUGCUGUUUACGGAAACGAUCUCCAGAGAGCCAUGUACUACGACCCUGCCACAUAUGGUCAGAUCCCUGUCACCGGCGCCAACAACUACCAGACCCGCGAUGGAAAGUACAACCAGGAUGCAUCUCCCGCUGUCAGCACUACGGGCGCCGCGACCACCGCCACUACUCAGGCUCAGCAGACUCUCCAGCAGCAGCAACAGCAGCAGCAGGCCUACCCCAACAUGGCCGGCAUGCCUUAUUACCCUUACUACUACAUGCCCAACCAGUUCCCUAACGCCUACCAGCAGUCGGGAUACGGCCAGCCCUUUGUCAACAAGAACAUGUACCCCAUGUAUCAGCACCAGCAACAACAGCAGCAGCAGCCCCAGCACGGCUCCAGCAAGCCCGGUGCCGCUGCCAGCAGCUCGCCCUACGGCAACUACAGCUCGAACCAGUACUCUCAGGGCGGAUACGAGGAAAUGUCUGCCGCUGGCAUCCAUGGUAUGGGUGGUUUGAACAACGACCCUUACGCCAAGUACAAUCCCGGUAUGCAGAACUUCUUGGGCAGCCAGCAGCAGCCUGCCACACCUACCUCGAGCGCCACCAACAACGCUAAGGGUAACUCCGGUGCCAACAACAACAACUACUCUGGAGCGGACAAGAACGCCACUGCUGGAUCGCAGUCGUCCAGCAACUCUGGAUCGGGAGCCUCGUCGCUUCAGGGACAGCAACAGCCCAGCGGUAACAACGGCAACAGCAACAACAUGCACCAGGGCGGUCAGCAGGGUUACUACCAGCAGCAGAUGUUCUCCAACUACCAGUACCCUAGCCACCACCAGGGUUACCACCCCAGCCAGCACCAGGGAUCUGGACGCAACCAGCAGCAGCAGUUCUGGUCCCAGAACUAA
Messenger RNA from Linnemannia hyalina, 2559 nucleotides. The record is from the annotation of a GenBank genome assembly. NCBI's taxonomy places the organism in Eukaryota, Fungi, Mortierellomycota, Mortierellomycetes, Mortierellales, Mortierellaceae.